Lingula anatina is the source of this 1347-nucleotide messenger RNA. RefSeq names its product sodium-dependent glucose transporter 1A. Gene Ontology annotation, biological process: transmembrane transport. The record is from RefSeq and is a predicted model, not a curated record. NCBI's taxonomy places the organism in Eukaryota, Metazoa, Brachiopoda, Lingulata, Lingulida, Lingulidae. Gene Ontology annotation, molecular function: D-glucose transmembrane transporter activity.
AUGCUAUCUGGGAUCAGAGUCUGUCGGCCUUUGCUCCUAAUUGCCCAGGGUCAACAGUUUUCUAUGAACCGAGGGCUGGCAGAAUCUGCUUCGAAGCUAUCCUUUCAGUUGUGGGGCAGAGAGGCGGCAGCCCCUGUGUUCGCAACAAGUCUUGCCUUCGGACUCGGCGCCAUAGUCGGGCCACAGAUAAUUGAGCCAUUCCUAGGAACACAUUCACACGUGUUGGAACCUCAAAACAACAAUGUAACUUCUACUUCGCUCUCACUGGCCAACAAUAGCUCAUUGACCCAUGAAUCAGGUGCAACGGCGUACAAAUUCGCAGGCGAAUCACUGUAUGCUUAUAACCAGACGAACUCAAAUACAUUUUUAAAUGUCAGUGGAUCUUACCUGGUGAAGAGAAUCAUUCCAAACAAUGAUUCCCAGAUCGAAUACGCAUACACUAUUGGCGGCAUCAUGUCCGUUCUUGCCGCCAUAGCCUUCCUCGUUCUUCAGUAUGUGUCGAACAGGUGCAAAUGGAACGUAUAUGGCGACCACACGGCAAUACCGGCAGAGCCAACGGACAAGAAACCGACAGACUCCGGUUCCGCGCUCCAAUCUGGCAAGUGCGCGAAAGGGGACACGGUGUUCGGAGUCCAGCUCCUGGGGCUCAUGUUGUUCUUCUACAUCCACAUCGUCGGGGGUGAGUGGGCGCUGGAUAAGUUCAUGUUUGCCUACAUCACGGAGGGCCCCCUGCACAGAGAACCCUUCGAGGCUUCCCUGAUGGUGUCGAUAUUUUGGGGGUGUUACACGGGGGGGCGGGGCAUCAGUGCAUUAAUAUCGAAAUGGGUGAAGCCUUCCUUUAUCCUGGGAACAGUGGUCCUCGGGCAGCUAUUGGCGGGGAUUCUUCUGUGCACUGAGGCCGGGAAUAACGUCAGUGUCUUCUGGUUCGUAAAUUGCCUGUACGGACUGGCAAUAGGGCCCGUCUAUCCGGGUGCCUUGGUGUGGGUGAACCGCUACAUCCAGGUCUCCGGGAUGGUGCUUGCCGUGGUGCUUAUAGGGGGGUCUGCGGGAGGGUUCAUUUAUCAGUGGAUAGUGGGAAUAGUGUUCCAGCUGUACGGCCUCGACAGUCUCGGCUACGUUAUGUUGGUGGAAGGGAUAUGCAUCACUACCACCUUUGUACUGCUGGAGAUAACGGGCAGGCGGCAUGGGACGCGCUUCAAAAAGACUCCAGGAAACAAUAACGACCAUGGUCGCAAGGGUGACGACCCAGAGGACGUCCACGUCUCCAUGUUAAUGCUUUCUCAGGUGUAGGACCUUAAGAUCGCUUUUGUAUUGUAUUUUUAUAUCAUAUACUCGUAUUACCUCACG